Messenger RNA from Sphaeramia orbicularis (orbiculate cardinalfish), 1496 nucleotides. It is a transcript of the gene nit2, whose product is annotated as nitrilase family, member 2. Gene Ontology annotation, biological process: L-glutamine metabolic process; oxaloacetate metabolic process. Gene Ontology annotation, cellular component: mitochondrion. The transcript has 10 exons. Gene Ontology annotation, molecular function: omega-amidase activity. The coding region runs from base 77 to 937 and encodes 286 amino acids. Lineage: Eukaryota; Metazoa; Chordata; Actinopteri; Kurtiformes; Apogonidae. The record is from RefSeq and is a predicted model, not a curated record.
GGACAAACAUCCGGAAUCACAUGUCCACUGUCAUAUUUUACACAGUGGAACCACUGCACUUCUCUGCGUGCAGGUCAUGUCUACGUUAGCAAAAGCAAUGUCCAAGUUCCGUCUGGCUGUGGUCCAGCUGCAGGUGACCAGCGUUAAGGCGGAUAACCUGAGCAGAGCCCGGCGGCUGGUGAAGGAGGCUGCAGGACAGGGCAGCAAGGUGGUCCUACUGCCGGAAUGCUUCAAUUCUCCAUAUGGAACUGGGUUCUUCGCCUCUUACGCUGAGAGGAUCCCAGGAGAGUCGACUCAGAUGCUGUCAGAGAUUGCAAAGGAGAAUAAAGUGUACCUGGUAGGAGGAUCCAUUCCUGAAGAGGACGGUGGGAAGCUGUAUAACAGCUGCACAGUGUUUAACCCAGAUGGAGAACUGAUUCUGAAACACAGGAAGAUUCACCUCUUUGACAUCAGCGUUCCAGGCAAAAUCCACUUCCAAGAGUCAGAGACCCUGAGCCCAGGCAACAGUCUGUCAAUGUUUGAAACACCGUUCUGUAAAAUCGGUGUGGGCAUUUGCUAUGACAUCAGGUUUGCAGAGCUUGCACAGCUUUACAGCAGGAAAGGCUGUCAGCUGCUGGUUUACCCUGGAGCCUUCAAUAUGACGACUGGACCGGCCCACUGGGAGCUCCUACAGAGGGGGAGAGCUGUAGAUAACCAGGUGUACGUGGCCACAGCGUCGCCCGCUAGAGAUGAAACUGCCUCUUACGUCGCCUGGGGUCACAGCACAGUCGUCAGCCCGUGGGGUGAGGUGGUCUCCAAAGCUGGACCAGAGGAGGCUGUUAUUUAUGCUGAUAUCGACCUGCAGUACUUGGCCGACAUCCGACAACAGAUCCCAAUCACAUCUCAGCGCCGUGGCGACCUCUACACAGUGACGGCGAUACAGGAGGCGUCGAGCUGAACUCAACCACCUCAACCAAACCGUGAAGGUAAAAACGAUGCAACAAAUCUGUGCUGUGAACACGUCGACCUCUACUGCGAAGAGCGAGACUUUGAGGAAGUGCGAGCUGAGGCUGAUGGAUGGCGGCAUGGACCGAGCUCAGAAACAUUUCAACAGUGAUUGUUUUGUGCCACGUUUAGAGCUCUAAUGAUGAACUGAUGAAUAAAAACUAUUUUGGUAAUGUGUCCUCAUCAUGAUGUCAUUUAUCAACUUGAAUACUGUGACAUUUUACCCAUUUGACUGAAAGUUGAAGGUUUUCUGAUCGAUUUCAUACAUUUCACACAAUAAUGAAGACAACAAACAGUUUGGAUAAAAAGAUGAAUACUUGUUUUAGUAUUAAGUUGUACUGUUUGUUUGUAUUUAGUCAAAAGGUCAUUUAUUCUUCUGUUUUCUACAUGAUAGAAGAACCUAAACAGAUCUGCACUUUGAAAUAAAAUAAGACCAAUAAUGGCUUUUGGCGUCUUUAUUUAAAUGUUGAACACAGUAACUCUUUAAAACAGAAAAGGCAGCGUCCAGUAAA